Molecule: messenger RNA, 765 nt
Organism: Cutaneotrichosporon oleaginosum
Lineage: Eukaryota; Fungi; Basidiomycota; Tremellomycetes; Trichosporonales; Trichosporonaceae
Source: RefSeq, a predicted model, not a curated record
AUGACACCGGCUCCGACACCUACGCCCAAGUUCGCGUCUCCACAGUCCGAGCCCGCCACGUCCGAACCCUCCAAUUUCGAGCCGGCAUCACCCCGCACGCUGCCCGCCCGCUUGGAAGAAAGAGACGUGGAGCUCCAGGCAGAGAAAGUGGCUUAUGGAACGCUGCAGAAGCGCUACAUCGCCCUUGUGCGUGCGAAGCAGGAGCUCGAGCAGGCAAUGUUCGACUCGUCAGGCAGUGACGAGGAGAACGAGGAGGAGGCGGAUGACGAGGCCGCCUCAAAGCGCCGUCGGAUCAAGCCUGUUCGUGUCGAACCCCUCGAAGUCCUCCACGCCGAGCAGCCCGCCUCCCCGACCUCCCCAACUCUUGACCCCAAGGCCUCCGCUCUUGAAUGUCAACCUACUCGCAUCGCUCUGCACAAGCCCGACACCCCACCCCCCAGUCUCGUCUCACCCCCCAACGCGGACAUCACCGCUCACCACACCAAUGUCGACCCCUUCAUCACACCCCCGCAGCGCGCUCGUUUCCGCCCCCCACCCCCUCCAUUCAUGAUCGAGCUUGCCCUGCGUGUCGCGACGUACUCCCUCCGCCCCCCCUCAGAGCCCGAGGAACGGGCGCGCACGCCGGCCGACCGCCGUAAACGCCGCAUCAUCAAGGACACGCUUAAGCUCAAAGAGGAAAAGACACGCAUCCGCGACGCCUUGCGGCGCAGCAAAUUCCAGAGGCCGAAGUAUAGCCCACGCCUCCCCGCCCUGGGGGAGAGGUAG